Molecule: messenger RNA, 1282 nt
Organism: Cuscuta campestris
Lineage: Eukaryota; Viridiplantae; Streptophyta; Magnoliopsida; Solanales; Convolvulaceae
Source: the annotation of a GenBank genome assembly
GGCUAAAAUAGCAUCACACUAUUUUAUAAAUACUCAAAGAGUAAAAGGAGUUUUUAAUAAUUCAGAGAGAUGAUCAUUACAAGGGCCAAAUGGCCGAAAUAUAUAAGGAGGGGAGAGGAGGGAAAACACACAAUAUAAUGAAUGCAAAUACAAGGAACCUUCCUACAUCCCUUUAUCAUUCACUAGCUUCCAAUCUUGAGUUGAUAAGGGCUGAUUUUGGCCUAAAAUAGGAGUAGGAAAACUUUAUUUUGAAAAGGAAAUAUUUUGGAUGUUUAGGGAAGGUAUGGAGAGUGUGGGCUCAGCCUAGGGUGGGUGUAGGACAACCAUGGUGUUGGGUUGGGUUCUAAGACAGGAAAAUGGAGAAGUUUCAACCCAAUUAAUGUCACCACACUUGGGCUUUAUUCCCCUGAUCUGUCUUUCCCUUGGCGGGCUACGGAGAGUCUUCGGGCAUGCUCCCGGAUAUAUAUCAGACAACUUUUACACCACGUUUGGUUCUUGGAAUUUGGAAGGAAAAGAGAAGGGACUUCAAGAAAAAGUUUGGCUGGGUAUCAAACUAUCAACAGGACUUAGAGAUUACUCAAUAUCUUUCUCUUUCAGUCUUUCUACACAAAAUUCUUUCAAUUGGCCAUUUUCCCUCCCUCCUAUGGAGAGUUACGAUCAUCGCUUCAUUUUCUUCCCCAUCGCAUGCUGCUAAGCUCUGGGCAGAUCCCAAGUGCCGAAGGGCAACAACACAGAGAGAAGGGGGUAACAAUGCAGAGAAGGGAUGCAUGGCAGCGCCGGGCUAGGGUUUUAACCCCAGCGCAUCCGAUGUUUGAAUACUGACCUCUGGUGUUUCCAAAGGCAAGUUCUAGCGCUAGCGGCAAGGGUUUUGACCCAUACCCCCGCGAUUGAUUCCGACGAGAAAGGUGUUUGGGACCAGAUUGCUUGCUAUUUUACACAACAAAUGCCAUAAAAUAGCUUGGGUAUAUCGAAGCUUGAAGAAGGCACUAGCUCUUGCAGAGCUUCCAAGAGAAGAAGCAUCCUUUCGAGCAAUCUAGGCCCGAGAUGUGUUUAGCAUCAUUUUGAUUAAUGGUGCGUUUUCACACCUCAAAACCUCUAACUUCACUCACAUACACAAUAGGCCUAAUGUACCAUCAGCUUUCUUUUUGUUUCUAUCUUUUGGUGAAAUCUUUUCAAUUAUAUUGUUUUCUUUGUGUCUCUGAGAUGUAGUUUGGAGUGCAUAAAUGGGCCUUCAUUGUGUUUGUAAUCACUUUCAACUUUUUAAUGAAAUACAGAAUACAAU